AUGGCUCCGACAACCCUCGUGACCUUUUUAGUCCGCGUGCCUCCUUCGACGAGGUCAGUGAGCCUGUAUGGUUCCUGGGACAACUUCUCCACAGCCUAUCCCAUGCAAAAGGAUUCCCGCACGGGCCCAGAGCACUGGUCCGGGUGCCAUAGCUUUUCCAACAUUAUCUGCGAUGGCGACAAUCAGCCGAUGGGAAUCCCUAGGGACGGCGCCCUGAAGAUGGGGGGCACCUACUGGUAUUAUUACAAGUUGGACGACGAUAUCGAGUUUCACAAUUCCGCCGAGCAUUCGACCACGGCUUGCCCUCUCCUUCCGGGCCAGCUGGUCAACGUCCUGAACGUCCCUCUGGCCAUGAGCAGCAGUCGACCGCGAAACGAUAGUGUCAGCUCUACUGGCUCCGAGUUUCGCACAAUGAAUCCUUCGGACAGAUUCAUGAACCCCAGGCCGGUGCCGGCGAAGCCGUCGCUGCCGAGGCUGAAGACAUCACCAACGUUUCCUCCUCAACAGUCCUGGUCGUCGGGGAGCUCUCCAGUCAGCGCCGACUUUAGGAGAGGGAGAUCUGCUUCUUCCCGGGGUUCGUCACAGCCGGGGAGUGCCACGACUUUGAAAUUUGGAAAGUCGACAAAGAAACCCUCGCUUGAGGUGCUCAACCGAUCACUCUCUCGAGGCAGCAACCGAUCAGCUGGCUUCAUCGGCGCCAUCCGCGCUUUGAAAUCACCACGGAUACCAAGUCCCGACACUUCGUUCGAUCGAGGACGACCAGAAUACAGUCCGGCCACCUUUACGACGAGGGGAGGUUCUCAGCGAGGUACAACACCAAGGACGCCGACAAACGAGACCAGGAGUUUCCUCGAGUCGGACGAGCUUUCCUCGCCUGGUCCGUCGAGGGAGCUUGCUCUGCGAAAGGACGUUGAUAUUUGGGUCGAAGGUUCCGCAACGGUGGCAAUCUCCUCCUUUUCCCAGCAUCGAAGACAGCGCUCCCAGUCUCGAGAACCGUCAUCCUUGCGCAACCCUUUGUCACGGGGUAGUACGCCGGAACGAAAUCCUUUGGAGCAGGCCACCACUCCAUACCGCCCCUUGGAAACGCUGAAAGAAGUGGCGUCUCCAGCAACCACGCCCGGUCAACCAUUAACAGCGGUCAAAGUUGAAGUUCAUCACCGCAUUGAUGAACCACAAGCGCCGCUCGACCUGGAGAAACGCUUACCUACCCUGCCAAACACCCCGUCUUCCGUAUACCCCCCAAGUAGUGUGGAUGGCUCUCCUAGCGACCAGCACCGAGAGGUUGACAUGCAACAUCUCAACAGCCGCUUCAGCAGCACCACUAUCGAGACAGGAUCUCAUGUGGAUAGUUACAUCAACAACGACCGGAGCCACUUCUCUGAUUGGACCUUGAGUACAACCCGGAUCUCGCCUCGGUCGGAAUAUGCAUCUAGUAUUCUCGAUUUUGAGCCCAUGAGUCCUCCUUUGGAGUCGGAAUUCGAGUAUGGUGACUGUCAAUCGAUCGAGGUGAUUGAUCCAGUCACCAACACUCAUGAGUGGAAGUCGUCAACACAUGCAGAACCCAGUCAGGAUGGCAUGCCUACUGCACUCAGCAUCUCAACCCUCAGUUCUGUGGCUUCUUCAGCGAUACCCAGUGCCCACGUCGAUCUAGAUAGCGCUAGAGAGCCAGACUUUUCCUGGGGCAAAUUUCAGCACUAUAGCCUCCCGACGGAAGACGGGACAUCCGGGGUCACUGUCAAACCGGCUGUGGCAACGGAACAAGUGGCCCCGUUGGUUGUCGGUGAGCAUAAUCGACCGACUGAGUUUCCGACUCAGGGUGUGGCACUCAAUGGUUCAGGACUGCCACAUUCUACAGACAUGCAGGAACUGCUGGAUGAACUGAGCUAUCUGAGUGGUUUGAUCCGGCAGCAUUGA
Exophiala spinifera is the source of this 1914-nucleotide messenger RNA. RefSeq lists its product as uncharacterized. The transcript has 3 exons. Bases 1 to 1914 code for a protein of 637 amino acids. Lineage: Eukaryota; Fungi; Ascomycota; Eurotiomycetes; Chaetothyriales; Herpotrichiellaceae. The record is from RefSeq and is a predicted model, not a curated record.